This is a messenger RNA of Telopea speciosissima, 558 nucleotides long. Its product is annotated as 54S ribosomal protein L37, mitochondrial-like. Gene Ontology annotation, molecular function: structural constituent of ribosome. Lineage: Eukaryota; Viridiplantae; Streptophyta; Magnoliopsida; Proteales; Proteaceae. The coding region runs from base 44 to 442 and encodes 132 amino acids. The record is from RefSeq and is a predicted model, not a curated record. Gene Ontology annotation, cellular component: mitochondrial large ribosomal subunit. The transcript has a single exon.
CUAAGACAUUAAAAACAAUUCUUUUGUACUGCAGGGAUAAGAAAUGGCAAUGAGCUAUACCAGAUCAUUGAAAUACAUAAUCCCCAAGGAGGCAGUUGGAAUGAUGAGCCGUAGAACAUUUGCGGCUGGUGGUGGAAAAGCAAAGAAGGGCUCGAAAGGAGGUGCGGCUGGUGAUGCUCCAAAGGCUUCCAUACUCAGCAAAGAGGUCAAAUCCUCCACAGUUGUUGGUGCCAAUACACUCAAGGAUGGGGCAGACCCCAAGAUCAUGGCAGACUCUGAAUACCCUGAUUGGUUGUGGCACCUCUUAGAUAAGAAGCCUGCACUGAGUGAACUAAGGAGGAAGAAUGUGGAAACUCUUCCAUAUGAAGAACUCAAGCGUUUUGUUAAGCUGGAUAACCGUGCCCGGAUCAAAGACAAUAACUCUCUCAAAGCCAAGAACUGAACUGAUGAAUUCUUUAUUUUUCUUGCUUUGAUCAUCCCUGUUCUUGAGUGGAAUUCCCCUGUUUUAUGUGUUCACCUAUUUUACUUAUGAGUCCAUUAGUCAACUGAAAGUGUACU